This is a messenger RNA of Clupea harengus (Atlantic herring), 2146 nucleotides long. It is a transcript of the gene tspan17, whose product is annotated as tetraspanin 17. The record is from RefSeq and is a predicted model, not a curated record. NCBI's taxonomy places the organism in Eukaryota, Metazoa, Chordata, Actinopteri, Clupeiformes, Clupeidae. Gene Ontology annotation, cellular component: plasma membrane.
UGUACGACAGCACUGCUGGUUCAGAUUGUUGUUUCAGAACAUUCACAACAAGGUUGAAAUAUCAAACAAGCAAAUGCCUCCAUCUGGAACAAUUGUCCGUGCGUCCAUGACAACACGCGUUUCUUCAACGAUUACAUUCAUUUGCUAGCAAGCAGAUAACUGCGCUAGCAAAUCGGAAAUUUGGAAAAUUCCUGAAACGAUAGCUAGAUGAUGCAUCUCUUCUAUGUCUAAAAUCUCAGGGUUGGUUGUUGUUAGCUGGCUAGCUAGCUAGCUAGCUAACGUUAUUGAACAAGAUAGCUGGGUAUGUAUUUUUGACUCAGCUAGCUACUAGCUGGCUGGCUAGCUAGCUAGCUGUUUAUUUCAUGUAUUUGACUCUAAAUUUAAGCAGCUAACUAAUCAUAACUAAUUUAGCUGUCUUGCUACGGCUAAUUGCUGACAACAAACCAAACAAUUGCAUCUUAGCUAGCUAGCCAGCUAGCCUCGAUACACAGAAGAAUGAGCAGAAAACACCAUCAUUUGAAAGGAGCCGAAGUAAGCUGCUGUGUGAAAUAUUUUUUAUUCGGAUUCAACAUUAUAUUUUGGUUGCUGGGAGCUGCCUUCCUUGGCAUUGGACUUUGGGCAUGGGCUGAGAAGGGAGUACUGUCCAACAUCUCGUCCAUCACGGACCUGGGCGGGUUCGACCCGGUGUGGCUGUUCAUCGUGGUGGGAGCGGUGAUGUUCAUCCUGGGCUUUGCCGGCUGCAUCGGAGCGCUGCGGGAAAAUACAGUCCUGCUCAAAUUUUUCUCUGUAUUCCUGGGGCUCAUCUUCUUCCUGGAGCUGACGGCGGGGAUCCUGGCCUUCGUGUUUAAGGACUGGAUCAAAGACCAGCUCAAUCUGUUCAUCAAUAACAACGUCAAAGCCUACCGGGAUGACAUUGACCUGCAGAACCUCAUUGACUUUGCACAGGAAUAUUGGUCGUGUUGCGGAGCUCACGGGCCCAACGACUGGAACCAGAACAUUUACUUCAACUGCACCGAGAUGAACCCCAGCCGCGAGCGCUGCGGAGUACCCUUCUCCUGCUGUGUCAAAGACCCCGCCGAGGAUGUGCUCAACACACAGUGUGGAUAUGACGUGCGGCUUCAGGGGGAAUUGGAUCAACAGAAAUACAUCUACACCAAGGGCUGUGUGGGCCAGUUUGAGAAGUGGCUCCAGGACAACCUGAUUAUUGUGGCCGGGAUCUUUGUGGGCAUUGCACUGCUCCAGAUCUUCGGCAUUUGCCUGGCCCAGAACCUGGUGAGUGACAUCAAAGCGGUGAAGGCCAACUGGUGACAGGAGGUUUUGGAGGAGAGGUGAGACGGAGUGAGAGCAGCGGCGAGGUAGAGAGAGGGGGGGGGGGGGGGGCAACCCCAACCCCCCACCCCCCCUCUCUGCUCUACCCCCUCCUGUCUUUUUUUCUCCCUCUUCCUCUUCUCCUUCCUCUCGUGUCCUGCCCGGACACAGAGCUCUGUCUACACAAAGGACAGAGGCCAAACACCCACGCACGGGAGCUCCCCAGGAUCCAUGGCCAUGGAGGCCCACUUCACAAGCGGAUUUAGGAUUUGUUUUCAUUAUCCCGGAAUUAUUCCAUUCCAUUAUUUUAUUCUUGCUUUCUGUCUCUUUUGGCUCCUGUGUUGUUUAAGGGUGGGUUGGGGUGGGGGGGUGUGUGUGUGUGUGUGUGUGUGUGUGUGUGUGUGUGUGUGUGUUUGGUUCAGACUGAUCUCUGGUUGUCUCAUUUGUGUGCUGGAGGGAUGGCCUGCAUGGGAAGCCACACAAGUAGAGUUUUCUCUAUCUCUCUCUCUCUCUCUCUCACUCACAGACACACACACACACACACACACACACACACUCGUUUUUAUGGUUCUCAUAUCAGAGGUAAUCACUGCUUACUGAAGUCUCCAGGCUCUCUCCUUGAAUGAUAACUUCUUAAAUGCCAUUACCAUGUUGUCCUGAGUAGCAGGCAAUUACCCUCUUCUUAAUUGGAGUGGUCUGGGAUUUGGAAGUGUCUGUGUGUGUGGGAGUGGAUGUGGGUUUACAUUUAGAGGGGUUAGGGGGGGAAGUGUGUGUGUGUGUGUGUGUGUGUGUGUGUGUGUGUGUGUGUGUGUGUGUGUGUGUGUGUGUGUGUGUGUGU